Molecule: messenger RNA, 2920 nt
Organism: Rattus rattus (black rat)
Lineage: Eukaryota; Metazoa; Chordata; Mammalia; Rodentia; Muridae
Gene: Marchf5
Product: membrane associated ring-CH-type finger 5
Exons: 6
Coding region: 330-1211 (293 amino acids)
Molecular function (GO): zinc ion binding
Source: RefSeq, a predicted model, not a curated record
CCUCACAGAGGUAGCUCCUCCGCCGGCAGUAGCUCGGCGCCCCGGCGGUCCAUGGACCGGAACCCUGGGCGGACCGGCAGGAACCCGGGCCGCGACCGCCGCCUCCCGGCCCCAGGCUCCUCCUCCUCGCUCCCCGCCGCCCUCUGCGGUCGCCCGCGGGCUGCGCACCGCCGCCGCGGGCCUCUGGGAGCCGCGCCGGGAGGCUGUGUGGCGGGGCCGAGGCCGCCGCGGGACUGAGGCCUACUCCGCCGCCUCUCAGUGCUAUUGUCCCGGGGCCUGGCCCUGAGCGGAGCUGCGGGCGAGGGCCGAGCUCGCCGGCUCCGCAGAAGAUGCCGGACCAAGCCCUUCAACAGAUGCUGGACAGAAGUUGCUGGGUGUGUUUUGCCACCGAUGAAGAUGAUAGAACAGCUGAAUGGGUGAGACCAUGCAGGUGCAGAGGAUCUACUAAGUGGGUUCACCAGGCUUGUCUACAACGCUGGGUAGAUGAGAAGCAAAGAGGAAACAGCACAGCCAGAGUGGCCUGCCCUCAGUGCAAUGCCGAGUACUUAAUAGUGUUUCCAAAGCUGGGUCCAGUUGUUUAUGUCUUGGAUCUUGCAGAUAGACUGAUCUCAAAAGCUUGCCCCUUUGCUGCAGCAGGAAUAAUGGUUGGAUCUAUCUACUGGACAGCUGUGACUUAUGGAGCAGUGACAGUGAUGCAGGUUCACCAUUCUACUCUAUUCAGUGACACUACUUUUGAUGUGAAGGUUGUAGGCCAUAAAGAAGGGCUGGAUGUUAUGGAGCGAGCUGACCCUUUAUUUCUUUUGAUUGGACUUCCUACUAUUCCUGUCAUGCUGAUACUAGGCAAAAUGAUUCGCUGGGAGGACUAUGUGCUUAGACUAUGGCGCAAAUACUCAAAUAAACUACAAAUUUUGAACAGUAUAUUUCCAGGGAUUGGUUGUCCUGUUCCUCGAAUUCCAGCUGAAGCUAAUCCUUUAGCAGAUCAUGUCUCUGCUACUAGAAUUUUGUGUGGAGCCCUUGUCUUUCCUACUAUUGCGACAAUAGUUGGUAAACUGAUGUUCAGUAGCGUUAACUCAAAUUUACAGAGGACAAUCUUGGGCGGAAUUGCUUUUGUUGCCAUAAAAGGAGCAUUUAAGGUUUACUUCAAACAGCAGCAAUAUUUACGUCAGGCACACCGCAAAAUCCUAAAUUAUCCAGAGCAAGAAGAAGCAUAAAACUGACUUCUGGUUGUUCUGAGGCCUCUCAUCCUGACGAGUCUGUUGUGUUCUGAUUCCAUCACUAAUGCGCUAGUGGAGACUGGUGAUAAGCUACUGCUCCUAUAUUCUAAGAGAUACAAUAAAGCACGCAGGGCGGGGGAAAGCCUCUCAGUAAUCACGGAACCUAAGGACACGAGUCAGCUCUGUAAUUUGUAUGUACUACUUUUACGGCAGUCGGCUAAACCAUUAUUUUAGCAUGGUAAAUCUGGGUUUGUUCAUAUUUUUCCAGACAAGAAUGUAAAGAUAAAACUGUACAAAUAUUAAAAGUGGACAUGUUGUUUCAUUCUGAUGCCUCUUUUGUAUAUACUCAUGCUCAGUGUUUUCUUAGGAACAGCAACUCGAUGAAGGAACUGUGAGGACUUUCUCACUGGUGUAAUUUGACUACAUGCUACACAGGAGCCUCUGUUAACAUGAGGAAAUGUAAACUAGUUCUGAAUAAAUAACAAGCCCAAAAAUGUCUGUCAGCAUUGAAAUGAUUAUCUGAACAAAAGAGAUUUUGUUGCCUUUUCCUUAACCCACGUGACAUCUCAGAUGUGUAGGGUCAGUUUCCAGGGCUUCCAGAUCACUUUUUCACUAUUAAAUUUAUUUAUGCAAUAUUGACAUCUCAUAGUUCAUAGUGUGAUUUUGACUCAUGUAGUCAUGUGUGUGUGUGUGUCUGUGUGUGUCUCCGUGGGGGUUAGGGAGGGUCAGAAAGAAGGUAGGAGGGAGGGAAGCAGAGGAUAGUGAUAGGGAAAUGAGGUGGAAGGCCCUUGAAUCACUUAGUGUGUGUUUUAAUUUGUAUUUCUAGAAAUUAGAACUGCCAGUUCACAGUUUAACCAGAGAACAACUUGCAAAAAUAUAAUAAAAUUAUUGGGUUUUUGAUGAUUAAUUAUUCAUAUAAUUGUUUGUUAAUUGACUCCCAUUUACCUAGCCACUGUGCAGGGUGCUAUGGGAUGUAGUGGUGAACGGCAGACUUGCUCUUAGAGCUUGCAGUCUAAUCCUAAUAGAACAAGCAGUGAUUGAACCAAAGUAGGUGUUGAUGGUGCUGUGCGUAUCAGUCGGUAUCAGAGGUAAUUAUGAAAACAAGUCUUUAAGGAGUAUUGAUCAAGGCAAUUGAUUUCCACUUUACUUGUUUAUAGGAUAGCCAAUACUAAUGUUUUUAGGGUGUUUUGUUUUUGAAUCAGGGUCUCUAACAUAGGCUAACCUCAAACUUCUAUGUCUCUGAAGAUGACUUUGAACUCCUGAUCCAGUUACAGGUGAGCACCGUAACGCCUGCUUUUUUUAACUUGAUGCUGUGGAUUGAACCCAGGGCCUUAUGCAUGCUAGGUAUACACUACCAAUUGAACUACAUCACCAGCCCUCCUUUUAGAUUUUAAUUGUCGUAUUAAGGGAGCAAUCUCCUUAAUAGUCAUUGUUUAACUAGUUUUAUAUUCAUUGUUCAAAAGUAAUUAUUUAGGUCAUGUUCGAUAGUGACCAUAUAAUGUUCAGCAAUCUGAAUGUUCUUUUCACUUAUUUUUAUUGAUUAAAAUGAAAAUGUUUAAAGUUCGAAAAAUAAUGCUGUUCACAGUAUAUGAUGCAUGAAUAAUGUUCCCCUUACUGAGAAAUGGAUACUUCUCUUUAGAAGUGUAACAAAUAUAGAUCGAGCUGUAUUAGGUUGUAAAUAAUAAAUAUUUUAGUAAAGACUGGUA